GUGGUGUAAACAAGCUCACGUGUUGGUGGGAAUAUUGUUGCUCACCCCAGGAUUUAUCCUGGAGCAUCCCAUUGAAACUCGGUUUGCUCUGCCUAGGAUGUGGGUGUGAAACAAAAGCAAAAACAAAUUGAGUCAAUACCAUUUGUGUACAGUCAGAUGUUAGGACUUGCCGCAGCUGGGUUGACAAAGAUGAGGAGUGCAACAUAUGGGGGGCAUGGGUUACUUUAAAAAAUGGGCCAGUGGGGGGAAGAAAUACCUUUUGCUCUUACAGAACAUGGCACUUAAGAUUUCUUCGCAGGUGUGUUUUGAAUACAAGGAUGUACCAUACUAGUUGAGAGAGCAAGAAAGGAAAUCUGAAUGAAAGCAGGCCCUGCAGAAAGUCCAAGAUGGAGCCUUGGGUCCCCCCGCAGCAGCCCCAGCCACAAGGCAGACAUGCUCCCCAGAUGGAAGGCUAUGAGAGGGGCCCAUGGAAGGCAGUUCCCCAUGGCAUUCCACCGCCUCAAUCCAGGCACGGCAGCGAGUGGCUGUACCACCAUGAACCCUGGGCUAGGCCUCAGCCUUGGCCAGAUGCUCGAGUAGAAUACCACCAUGCUGCCUAUCACCCAAGACUCCAGGACUAUAGGAGGCCAAACUCCAGAGCAGAGUAUUAUGAAAUUGGCUACCCCAACCGGUCAUAUUCAAGGCAAGGUUAUGAAGACCACCAUCGGAACUUUGUGGAAGAUUAUGUGCAUAGCGACUCCCAGAGAUACCCCCAACCUGGGCAGAGCGAGAGAGAUCCAAGACAGAGAGAUACCUGGGGCGAAGGUACAAAUCACUGGGAGCAGAACUAUUAUGGAGAUCAUCAUCGGGUAGAAAGCAGCGGCUUUGCAGAACAUCACAAUGGGACUCCAGUUUGGUCUAAGAGGCAUGAGUCUUAUGAAGACAAUUACGUUUCAAAGAAAGAUGGCUCCUAUGAUAUAAAUUACAGUUAUCCUUUGCAACAAGGACAGAGUCAGGAUGAAUUCCAGUGGAAAUUCCAGGAGAACACCAGUGUUCCAGAGCAUGAGGUUCCAGAGCCAAGCCUGCUCCAAAAGUAUAAGGAAUCGGGCCUCAGCUCGAGUAGCUAUGAGCUUAGCCAGUACAUGUACGAUCCCGCCAGCCACUACGAAGCAGCUCCCUCCAAGGACUGGAGCCCCAUUCAGGCAGCAGAAGACUUGCCAGUUCCUCUUCACCCUGUGGCACCUCUGAAGUUCCGAGUCCCCCAUGUACCUGUGUGCUUUGGAGCUGGGGGGCAGCUGGUCCGAGGAUGUCCUAAUUACCCAGCAGAUGGGCAACCCGCUCUUGUCGAAAUGCACAGCCUGGAGGUGAUCCUACAUGAUACAGCUGAGCAGGAAGCCUUGAGAGUCUUCCCGGGACCUCUCAUCAGGGAGGAUCUGCACAAGGUGGACGUGAUGACGUUUUGUCAGCACAGAGCAGCUGUGGGCUCUGACCUGGACUCUAGCCAAAGCAGAGAUUCAGCCUUGCUUUGGAAACUUCUCCUCCUCCUUUGCCGUCAGAACGGGUCUAUGGUGGGCUCAGAUACGGCUGAGCUGCUGGUGCAAGACAGCCGGCACCGGGAAAGGUACAAAAGGCAAGAUCCAGCAGCCAACCUGAUCAACCUGACGGAUGAGGAGUGGCCAGUGCAGGGCUGUGGGACUCCAGACCUUCUCACAGGGGAGAUUGUCCCAAGUGCCGCCACACCAGAGCAAAGAGUGGAGAAGUUCACCAAACUCCUCUUCUACGGCAGGAAAAAAGAAGCUCUGGAUUGGGCCAUGAGAAACCAUCUGUGGGGCCAUGCUCUCUUUCUGUCAAGCAAGAUGGACCCGAGGACCUACAGCUGGGUCGUGAGUGGGUUCACUAGCACUCUGGCCUUCAAUGACCCCCUACAAACGCUUUUCCAGCUCAUGUCUGGAAGGAUACCUCAGGCAUCCCUGUGCUGCGCCGAUGAGAAAUGGGGUGACUGGAGGCCACAUCUGGCUGCUAUCCUGUCCAACCGAGUGGGGGAGGCAGAUCUGAACUCCAGAGCCAUUGUCACCAUGGGAGAUACGCUGGCUGGAAAAGGAUUAACAGAAGCCGCUCACCUCUGCUACCUGGUGGCAAACGUCCCCUUUGGCCACUACGGAGUCAAAACAGACCGCAUGGUGUUGCUGGGCAGUAGCCAGAGCCAGACCUUUGCCCAGUUUGCCAGGACAGAGGGCAUCCACAGGACAGAGAUCUUUGAGUACUGCCAGUUGCUGAGGAGUCCCCAGGAUUUCAUUCCCUCUUUCCAGGUGUACAAGAUGAUCUAUGCCUCUCGCCUGGUGGACUGUGGCCUCCCUGCCCAGGCCUUGCAUUACUGCGAAGCAGCAGGGACAGCGCUUCUUGCUCAGAAGCAGAACACGUACCCUGUCCUCCUGGAGCAAGUGAUCAAGCUGGCAGAGCGCCUGAAACUCUCUGACCCCUGCCUGCUGGAGAAGCCUGUGCAAGAGGCCACUUGGGAACCGGGUUGGCUUUCAGAGCUGCGAACCAGAUGUCGGCAGUGGGAGGAGGAAGGAAGUCUUUGCAAUGCCCAAAGCACCCAGCUGGAAUUUCCCAGAACCAGUGGAUCAACACCAGAUCUGGCUCCCCGAUCUGAGUUUGCACAAAGCCAAGGCUGCUUGAAGGAUCUGGAGCCUCAUCCUUCGACUUACCUGCCACCCGGGGACUCAUCUCAGGACCAGCCAGAUGUGGGACAGAGAAGGCAUUUCUAUCCUGGGCCUCCUGUAGAUACAACUGAUGUGGCUUUGGAGACUCGUCUUCCAGGAAGUGGCCAGGGUUACGUUUCCCCUCCUGGAGGACAUCCAGCUGACUUCUCCUCACACCAACCACCAGGGGGCACCGCGGAAUCCUGUGGCCCGUACCACUUCUUGGGUGAUCAGGAGAGCAUUCCGGAGCAUCAGAACACUUUAAAUGCCCGGACCCGGACCAUUUCUGAGAGUUCCACAAUAUCCAUGGCUGAGGAUAUCCCACAGCUCCCAGAAGCACCAGGGGAGGAAGCCACAUCAGAGAAGCUACCACAGGAUGAAACAGAACAGAAAGAAGCAAAGGCCUCUGAGUCUGGCUGGUUCCGUUGGUUCCGAUCUAAACCCUCUAAAGAAGCUGAGCCCUCCAAGAAGCAGCAACAUUCCCUUCCUCCUGUGAAUGAGACGAGGCCUGCAGUACUUCCUCCUCCAGGUGUUCCUCACCUGCCGCCCACAGGUGGCAACCCUCUCCCCCAAAGCUCUCUUGGGGCCAAAACUCCACUAGGCCACAGCAGUGGGGAAGGCUCCAUGUUUCCAGAUGCCGGAGGCCAGGCUACUUUCUCCCCACAUUGCAUCCCUGAUCAUGUGCCUCCACCGCCAAGAGGAGGGGCAGUUCCACUUUACCGUCCUGCUGAGGUUACCACGCCAACGGCCUCAGGCACCGGCCCAAGGAUUUUUCAGCGACGCUACCCACCUCAUCCACAAUAAUACGUGUGUGUGUGUGUGUGUGUGUGUGUGUGUGUGUGUGUGUAUUAACUACGAAGAUGUUUCUGCCCUCUGGCAGAUCAGAAACCAUCCACUUGCCUGAAGAUAACUAGUCCGAUCUGAUUUAGGCAGCUGGCUGCCACUUCCUUCACCUCAUCCUCUAGUAUUGCAGUUCUCUAGCCAAAGAGUAUAAGCAAAAGUUUGAGGGUGUGAAUGUGUACCUUUCCCCCUUUUUGAUCAAAGUGUUGUUUAAGCAGGUGCUAUUCAGGUGUAACUCUUUUCAUGUGCAACAAGAACAAAACGAAGGCAUCCCAGGUCAGCCCUGGGGAGGCCAGAAGUUAAUGAAAAGGGAAAUAAAGCCGAGAAGACUCCCACUUCCUUUUAUAGGAAUAGAAUGGGACUUUCUCCCAUGAAAGUGGGGUUAGGAUUGCAAGCCAAUUUUUCAAGGAGAUGAGAAACUCUGGGAAAAGAAAGCGGAGUUGACUCUCUCCAUGGCCAGGAGACAUAGCCGCUCAUGAUCUAGUCAUAAGGAAGAAUAACUGAGGCUCCUUUUGGGGAAUGGGGAACUUCUGCUCCUUUAGGAUGGCUGCUGCCAUACUUUCAGACCCACUUGACAGUGACAUAUAUUCAGUGUGAAUGAAUCUUACAAGACAUGCAGCUGAUCUCUGUGGAUAUUUCCUUAGAAGUAAGUCCGAUGAGGCUUGCUCCCAUGAAAGUGUGGGUGCUGAGGCUGCAAUCCUACAUAUACUUACUCGGGACAAAAGCCAUUGAACAGUAUAGAACUUACUUCUAAGUAAAUAUGCAUAGGAUCACACUUUGGGGGUUGCAAUUCUAUGAUCCUUUACUUGGGUGCAAACCACUGGAAUCAGUGGAACUUAAUUUGGAGCAAAUGUUCCUAGGGUUGGACGUACUGCAGGCAGGAGGCUGAACCCCUAAAAGAGCUUAAUCACUUGGGAAUAAGUCCAUUUACGUGUGAAUUAAGAGUACACGGACUCGUGUAAAAUGAUCAGGCUGCAAAAGCUACAUUUGGUUGGAUGUUAUUCCCACUGCCCAAUGAAUGACUGUGAUCCUAAAAAACAGAAUAAUAGUAAGAAGCCCGUGAGCUGGGAGGAGGCGAAGAUGGGAGAAGAUUCUGAAGGCCUUUUCUAUAAAGAGAUGAGAUGGUGUCUCCCGAGUCUCCUUUCUGCCCGGUUGAAGUGCUGCUGUCUGAGGACUUGCUGGUCUGUGAGAACUGCUAUGAACACACACAUGGAGAGGGCUUUGUAUUGUGGUGGAACUCAUCUUUCUCAGCACUUCUCCAAAACCUCAGUCACCGAGAAGCCUAGCCAACCCAGCAUGCCUGAAAAAGGAAGACCUACACGGACCAACUCAGCAGCAACUACAGAACAACGUUACUUGGAGUGGCUUUAGAAGAACUUGAGAAGAGAGCCCUGCUGAAUCCGACCAAAGGCUCAUCUGCUCCAGCAUCCUAUUCUUGCAGCUGCCAACCACGUGUGGAUGGAAAGCCUGCAAGCAGGGUGCAAGCACAACAGAAAUCUUGCAGGGAAAAGUAGGGAAAUUUCCACUGUCCAUAGAGUUAUUUGUAGGAUCUCAAUAGCCCAUGUGACGUAUCUCUUUGUCAUGUCUGGACUUUAGGGAGUAUAGUAUAUUAGACUACUGGGUUGGCCUUUAACCCUGUGUUAUCACCCUUCUUUGUUUUUCCAAUACAAAUCAGUUGAUGCUGCAAGUUAUUGUCCCUUUCCCCCCACAUUUAAAUAAAAAAACAGUUUUGAAAUUGAAAUCCAGGCUUGUGUGUGUGUGUGUGUUGGUGUGCGUGUGCAGAAUUGCCUUGUGAACACUAGUAGACCCCCAGGACCCCAACCUUUCUUUCUGCCAGUGAAGAGGUAAGAAAUGUAGCCCUCCCCUGCAACUGAUGGAUCUCAGAUGACACAGAUUAGGCCAGGCACCCCCAAACUGCGGCCCUCCAGAUGUUUUGGCCUACAACUCCCAUGAUCCCUAGCCAACAGGACCAGUGGUUGGGGAAGAUGGGAAUUGUAGUCCAAAACAUCUUGAGGGCCGAAGUUUGGGGAUGCCUGAUAGGCCUUGCAUGAUUGGCUACUUCAGGGCUGCACCUGUAGGCCAAUCAGGUUGCGGAUUCACUUCUGCCAGCAGCCUGAUUGGCUGCUCCUGCAGGCCAAUCAGGUUGCUGACCUGACUCGCUUCAUCCAAGAGCCUGAUUGGUUGUUCCUGCAGGCCAAUCAGGGUGCUGAUUCACUUCCACCCCUGAGCCUUCAGAUGUUUUCUAAAAGUUAUUCUUAGGCUUUAGUUCACACAUGAGAAUACUUGGUUUUUUUAUAGGCUGUUGUUGUUUACAAACAUGAGUAAUCAUAAAUUUGUUGAGGGUGAACUUCCUACGCCAUGCAUGGCACCUCCGAGGACCUGUUCAUCUGCUGCAUCUAGCUAUGCAUGGCAAGGGGAAAUUUUCACUUGGAAGUUUUCUGGCCACGAGCAUAAACCUUGCCUAUUUGGGUGAGACUAAGGCAUAUCAAACAAAGGACUCCAUUCUGAGAUGUAGUCCGCCAGGUACCCCUGGAAGCUCACAAGCAAGGCAUGGAGCGGAAGGCUUUCCCUUAUUCCUUUGUUCUCUCCUAUUGUUUUAUGAGCAAUUUGUAUGGAAAUGGCAUACAACAUAGAAACCAGCCAAAUUAUAAACAAAUAGUUGUGGUUUUUUGUGUGCCAAGUACCUUUUAUAGUUAUUUGUUUUUUGGGUGGAUGGACUAAAAGAGAUUACAGAAGUAUCUUUUUGGUUUUGUGGGCAUUUUUAAAAUGAACCAAUCAAUACACUGUAGAGGUAUCCCUAGAAAACUAACCUGCAGAAUUUUGGGAUAGCUGCAGGAAUUAUGGGGUUAGGAUAAAUUGGGGAGUGGCGGACAGCUUCUGGGUUGUGUUCUACUCAGCUGGCAAAUGAUGACAAACAAAGGGGAAAGCUCAUUUGGCAGAAGUGGAUGCGUGGAAAAAAGCCCAAAAAAUGGUGAGGAGGGGGGAGACAUACAGAGUUAGUACUUUGUUUUACUAUUUGGCUAUUUUAAAAGUUUACUCGCUCAUUGAUCCUCAGUUGUGUUGUUGGCCCUAAUUGUUUUUUGUUUAUUGCUUUGGUGGUGCUGAAAAGCAUCACAUGUCAGCAGUAAUUGCUCAAAGGGUUUGUGAAGCUUUCUUUCUUAACUUUUCCUUUCGAGAAAAACAAUUCACUUUGGCUGUAGCUGCAUGAAUUAAUGCUGUACUAGAAGAAGCAAACAGAAUGAUUAUUGCAAAAUGCAUAAGAAAAAGAAAAAUGAAAACAAGUCAUUUAUUUAAAGAAAGCAUUUCUAUGGCAAAAGUACAUACGAUACAUUCACAUUUUCCAAAGAAACACCUUUGCGUUAACAAAAAAAAUCUAUUUCUUAUAAAGAUGCUGUAAGGGGGAGGGCUUAUAGGGGACAGCCCCCCCUCAUCAGGUCGAGUUCUUCACAGAGCAGCUAGUCCAGUAGCGGAUAAGAUUACAGGAAUCAGGAAGUAGAGAGGGAGGAGAGAGGCUCUGAUAGCUUGAGAGAGCCUCAACACCAUGUAGAGAAGGAAGCAGCUGGGGAGGAAAUGACGGAAUUGGCGCAUGGCACCCCAAAGGGCAAGGGGGAGGCACUUUGGGGUUCCCAAGCUGUUAUGUUGGGCGUGAAACAGAAAGAAGCCAUUGCGAGGUUCUGACUUGGACUAAGCAGAUAUGUUUUCCAGACUCUUUGCACUGUAAAUAAUAUGCACAAUAAAGACACCUUAAAGACAAGGAGGUGUGGAGUGUUGUUACUCAAGAGUAGCCGCAAGAACCUCUGACAGAUGCUCUUAUAAAGAUUGCUCAGUUUAAGUAAGAAACAUUAAAAUAUUAAACAUUAAAACAUAUUUUCAGUGAAAUCCACAUUUCAGGUAAUAAUACAAAGUAACGGGUGGCGCUGUGGUCUAAACCACUUGGGCUUGCCAAUCAGAAGGUCGGCGGUUGGAAUCCCCGCGACGGGCUGAGCGCCCGUUGCUCGGUCCCAGCUCCUGCCCACCUGGCAGUUUGAAAUCAUGCCAAAAAAGUGCAAGUAGAUAAACAGGUACUGCUCUGGCGGCAAGGUAAAUGGUGUUUCUGUGUGCUGCUCUGGUUUUGCCAGAAGCGUCUUAAUCAUGCUGGCCACAUGACCCAGAAAAAUUGUCUGCGGACAAAUGUUGGCUCCCUCAGCCAGUAAAGCAAGAUGAACGCGCAACCCCAGAGUCGUUCGCGACUGGACUUAACUGUCAGGGGUCCCUUUACCUUUUUAAACUGUCCUUAGAAUUUCCAGCUUCUUUUCAAUGGAGAAAAGCCUGCAUUUUUUUCUUAUUCUGUGUGAGAAAUAAAUGGAAAACAUGAUAAGCAAGAUGAACUGAGGACAACAGUUAAGAUGACUAAAUAAAACCUGUGUAAUUUACAAUGACCUUGGUUUUCUUUACAAAGUUGCUUUAGUACCAUCAAGCGCCACUAUCCCCCUAAUCAUGUUGUGCAGUUUGAGAGCUGUGUAGGUAGCAGACAGGGUUAGAAAAAUAACAAUGCAUGGCAAUGGUUGCCGUCAUCACCUCAAUAAAACAGAGUUCAAGGGACAGCACAUUUCAUCAGACAUGACAGCAGAACAAGUUGUGCAAUUACAAUGGCCCGGUUCAGAGAGUUGCAAGUUUGGUUUGUUAACUUUUCACUGCUGCUGAAAUCUGUACCACUAAAUAUCGCCAAUACAGUACCACCAGGAAGCGCGAUGAAGUAUUAGGGAGAGGCGAGAGGGCCAUAGCCAUGCUUGCUACACCCAUGAUGAUGGACGUGGCAUGGGAGAGGUAGGGGGAGGAGGGUGUUUGGGGCCCUCAGUGGACCCUUGGAGGGCCCUUCCAUUCCCAGCCAGGUUCCCCUUCCUAGAAGAGGUGGGUUGUUAUCCACCCACCUUUUCCAGUAAGCAGAACCGGGCUGGAACCUCAUCUAGUCAUGUAUGACCCAUGAAUUUGGUUCAUUUGGCUGCAUCAGAAACUGGAAUACACUUGGCGGCCCAGAAUGGCUAUUGGAAAUUUGCUUCUAUGGAUGUUGCGUGGCGUACUUCAUGAACACAAUCCAGUCGUGUGUGGCUGGCACAGUUGGAUAGCUUGAUCAUUGUGUUCCGGGGCUGUUUUUCCAGAAGACUGUUUGUGGCCCAGAAUGGAAAUCGGAACGUGGAUUCUGUGGGUGCUUUGACGCUUAUUGCAGCAGUGCCAUCCAGUCAGGUGUGUCUUGUGCAUUUGGUUUGGUUAGGUCAGAAGUUGCCGUUCCAUCCUGUUCUGCAUGUGAAGUUGUUAAUAAAAGUAUAACAUUGAAAUGAGUUGAAUUAUAUGACAUUGUCCUAAAGUUUUUCUAAUACUUUUUCUGUUCUUGGCAUAGUUUAUAUCACAAAAUGGCCAUUCUUAACAGAAACUCUUCAAACACAAUGGAUAAAUAUUUUCUAGCGGAAUGCAAUAUGUAGCAGGGCAUAGGAGUCAUUUGCACAAUAUUAGCACGUUUUUAAUUGGGAUGCAACUGUUUGUUUGUGAAGUGAAGACAUGAUCAUUUCUCUGGGUUUCGUAGAGCUUGAUUGCUGGCUUCCUCCUGGCUGCUGAGAUUUGCGGGUUAAACCAAUCAGUCAGGGAUGGAGAAUAAAACCAGUGGAGCAUGUGAUUGAUUUAGGCAGAAGAAGGUGAACGGGUCUUUGAGGUUUUGUAAGUAGCUGGCAAGAAUAAACUUGGAGAAUUUAAAACCACAUUGCCAAUGCUUCCCGUUUUCCUUUGCCUUGAAUCCCACCCUUUACUGAGUACUCUUGAGAAGCCCCCACCCUCCCAUGCCAUAUUUUGCUUUCAGAUAUCAUCAUCAUCAUCAUCAUCAUCAUUUAGUGUAUUUAUAUCCUGUCUUUCUCCCAAAUUGGGAUUUCCCCACCACAUCUCUGGCUCGAUCCUUAGCUGUUUCCCCAGGACAGUGAUUGCAGUCAAUAGAUCCAUUGAAGUUAUUGAGACUUGUAGAUUUGGGAAGUCAAUUAGGGGGGAGACCAUAAAGAAGGCUGAUCGCCGAAGAAUUGAUGCUUUUGAAUUAUGGUGCUGGAGGAGACUCUUGAGAGUCCCAUGGACUGCAAGAAGAUCAAACCUAUCCAUUCUUAAGGAAAUCAGCCCUGAGUGCUCCCUGGAAGGACAGAUCGUGAAGCUGAGGCUCCAAUACUUUGGCCACCUCAUGAGAAGAGAAGACUCCCUGGAAAAGACCCUGAUGUUGGGAAAGAUGGAGGGCACAAGGAGAAGGGGACGACAGAGGACGAGAUGGCUGGACAGUGUUCUCGAAGCUACAUGAGUCUGACCAAACUGCGGGAGGCAGUGGAAGACAGGAGUGCCUGUCAUGCUCUGGUCCACGGGGUCACGAAGAGUUGGAGAGCGGAGUACUUAUUAUGAGCUUUCCUCUGACUGUUUUGGCAAUAUGAAAUUUGUGAAAAUGAGAACAAUUGGGAAUGCCAAAAACUUCCCAGCAACAACAUUGGCUACAGCCAUGGUACAUUAAAAGCAAUAAAAAUAAUUGCCCAUGUUCUGCCCCAUUUCCGGGAGGGCCGGGCUACCUAGUGUUCCUAAUCAUUCAUCAUGUUCUUCAAGGGCCCCUAAUUGGAAUAAAUUGAAAGAUAUGAAUACAUUUACUGAAAAUAGAUGUAAAAAUUGCACCCCCAUAGGAUCUUCCACCUUCUCUCCAUGGAGGAGGUGCAACUCUGCUUGUUUAUCAAUAUGCAUUAUUGAAAUAGUAUGGGGCAAUCUAUCUUGGAUGUCAUGAACCCUCAAGAGAGCGGGACACUUAGUAUGAGCUUUCCUCUGACUGUUUUGGCAAUAUGAAAUUUGUGAAAAUGAGAACAAUAAAGUAACUUGAGGUAAUAACUUCUACCUUUGUAUACAAGUUUUUUGAGAAUACCGAGGAAGCUGUGGUGUGAGAAACUGGCCUUGGAGGGCCUCUAGAAACUUGAUGGUCACUUGCGCUGGGAAGUCCCCAUAGAGGUGGGUCAGGGCCAAGGCAGGAAACAGCAGUUGGAGGAAUGCCCUGUCCUGAAUUGAAGCCCCUUGCAGCCAAACCGUGAGAUACUGCCGGGGUCUUAAUGGUCAGAACAGAAACCUAGAUGUCAGAGAUAAUAUUUUAGCCAUUUCCCCGGACAUAAUAGCAGGUGAGUGUGCAGAAAGAAGUGUGUGGUGGUGGUUUCUCUCUCUCUCUCUCUCUCUCUC
This is a messenger RNA of Zootoca vivipara (common lizard), 10733 nucleotides long. RefSeq names its product SEC16 homolog B, endoplasmic reticulum export factor (gene SEC16B). Gene Ontology annotation, biological process: Golgi organization. Gene Ontology annotation, cellular component: endoplasmic reticulum exit site; ER to Golgi transport vesicle membrane. NCBI's taxonomy places the organism in Eukaryota, Metazoa, Chordata, Lepidosauria, Squamata, Lacertidae. The record is from RefSeq and is a predicted model, not a curated record.